UGAUUCCAAACAACAACAGCGUGCAGGCUCAUAAAUGCUUCAGAAUUGACCAAGAGGAAGCACGUUUCGUGAUGACACAAUCUUGUUGCUGUAGUCAUUCAUCGAAGGGAAACUCCCACAGGAAAAGGCAUAAAGCUGCUCAGGGAAGGCGAAGAGGCUGCUCAGUGCUAGACAGCCAAACCUGGGGUUCGAUUCACACAGAGCUAAGCAUGAGCACCAGCCAAGGCCCUUUCCAGUUUUUUUCUGGGUCCCUCAGGGGUAGUUCAGGAUGUGGUUUGGCCCAGCAAGGAACUUCUUACAGAGCGUCAAGUGCAGAUGGUGGUGCCAGCAGCACACAUCCCUCCUUCUCCUCCGCCAGACCCUUCUGGCUGGCUGCAGGAGGGGCACCCUGGGGAGGCUUCGGCGAGCACUAUGGGGAAAGCAUCUUCCUGGGUGGGAAUGAGAAACAGACUAUGCAGAACCUGAAUGAGCGCUUGGCUGCCUACCUGGACAAGGUCCGUGCCCUAGAAGCAGCCAACGCUCAGCUGGAGAGCUGCAUCCUAGAGUGGCACAGGACAAAGUCUCAUGGAAAGAGGCAUGACUUCAACCAGUACGAGCAAAACGUCACUGACAUGCAAAGACAGAUUGAGGAUAGCAAGAUCACCAAUGCCAGCAUCCUUUUACAAAUUGAUAACGCUAACAUGGCAACUGAAGACUUCAGGCUCAAAUACGAAGCCGAGAAGUGUCGCAGGCAGGGAGUGCAGCUGGAUGUGGAGAACCUGCGCAAGGAGCUCGACGGCAUGACAAUCAUUACCACAGAUCUGGAAAUGGAAAUUGAAGGCUUGAGAGAAGAGCACAUCCUCAGGAGGAAAGACCAUGAGGAGGAUAUGGAAGCCAAUCGUUCCUCACAAGACUUCAAAGUCAAUGUAAAAGUAAACGCUGCCCCUCCCGCAGACUUAGGCAAGAUUCUGGCAGAAAUAAGAGAAGAUUACGAGACCAUAAUUGAAAAGAAUCGUCAGAGCCUGGACAACUGGUACAAAGAACAGAGUGCAGCAAUGUCCCUAGCAGCAACCCCUAAUCCUGAGCAGAUCCAGCACAACGAGAACGAGACCAAGGAGCUGAGGAGGACUUUGCAGUCCCUGGACAUCGAGCUGCAGGCACAGAUUAGUAAGAAACACAUGCUGGAAGACACCUUGGCUGACACUCGGAAUUACUAUGCUGCUGCACUUCAAAACAUGCAGCAGAUCAUCUCCAGGUGUGAGGAAGAGCUAAGCCAGGUUCGUCAUGACAUGAAGCAGCAAAAUAACCAAUAUAAGGUUCUUCUUGGGAUCAAAACACGCCUGGAAAAGGAAAUUUCCACAUACCGCCUGCUGCUGGAAGGGAAUGCUGAUGGGACAGCAAGAAAAUCUGAAACUAAAGAACACUCUGAGCUGAGCAACCGAAAGCUCAAAGCGAUUGUCCACGACAGUGUGAACGGGGAGGUGGUGUCCUCCACUAUCAACGAGCUCCCCCCUCAAGCCUGAAUGAAGCUCUGCCAAGCAGCGGUAUUCCCGGCAGCAGCUCCCUCUGAACAGCGGUGCGCUGGCUCCCGUGUGUGCAGCAGGGAUCCUGUAGUGAACGCGCUUCUCUAUGAGCUGCAGCCUAACACUGCAAAGUGCCACACACAGCUGGGUAUAGCUGACAUUGGUAGUUUAAAGAGCUUUUAAAGAGCUUUUCACCAAAAAUGCUGAAGAAAAGAUGUUGAAUUAAAGUGACUGGCUGAGCUGGUGACAGAUGUAUUGUGCACAUCUCCCCAGGGCAGGAAUAUCUAUCUGGGAUUCAGUUAUCGCUAUGCAAAUUAGCUACAAUUUAAGGGGAAUAAUGUCUCAAUUUUUUUCCUGGUCUUAUGCCUCUCAUCAUAUACCUCACUACA
Messenger RNA from Ficedula albicollis (Collared flycatcher), 1891 nucleotides. RefSeq names its product keratin, type I cytoskeletal 23. The transcript has 8 exons. Gene Ontology annotation, molecular function: structural molecule activity. NCBI's taxonomy places the organism in Eukaryota, Metazoa, Chordata, Aves, Passeriformes, Muscicapidae. The record is from RefSeq and is a predicted model, not a curated record. Bases 72 to 1502 code for a protein of 476 amino acids.